Molecule: messenger RNA, 5340 nt
Organism: Acomys russatus (golden spiny mouse)
Lineage: Eukaryota; Metazoa; Chordata; Mammalia; Rodentia; Muridae
Gene: Arhgap29
Product: Rho GTPase activating protein 29
Exons: 23
Coding region: 187-4038 (1283 amino acids)
Biological process (GO): signal transduction; activation of GTPase activity
Cellular component (GO): cytoplasm
Molecular function (GO): GTPase activator activity
Source: RefSeq, a predicted model, not a curated record
GCACCAGCGCUGCAGCGAGGCAGCGGCUGCAGUGCUGGCUGGCCCGGCAUGGGGGAUGGAGGCAGCAAGUUUGAGUCCUAGGCGGCGGCCACCGCCGCAAGGCCGUGAGUGUUCGUCUGGAAUCGGCGCGGGGGAUACAGGAUGGAGCCCCACGGAUUUCAGUUUUACUGACUGUUAAAUGAGAGGAUGAUUGCUCACAAACAGAAAAAGGCAAAGAAAAAACGUGUUUGGGCAUCAGGCCAAGUCUCUGCUGCUAUUACAACUUCUGAAAUGGGGCUCAAGUCCGUAAGUUCCAACUCCAUUUUUGAUCCGGAGUACAUCAAGGAGCUGGUGAAUGAUAUCAGGAAGUUCUCCCAUAUGUUACUGUAUUUGAAAGAAGCUAUUAUUUCAGACUGUUUUAAAGAAGCCAUUCAUAUACGUCUGGAUGAACUUCUCCGUGUUUUAAAAUCUAUAAUGAAUAAGCAUCAAAACCUCAAUUCUGUAGAACUUCAGAAUGCUGCAGAAAUGCUUACUGCAAAAGUGAAAGCUGUGAACUUUACAGAAGUCAACGAAGAAAACAAAAACGAUCUAUUUCAAGAAGUGUUUUCCUCCAUUGAAACUUUGGCAUUUACCUUUGGAAAUAUCCUUACCAACUUCCUUAUGGGAGAUGUAGGCAGUGAUUCAAUACUGCGGCUGCCCGUUUCUCGAGAAAGCAAGUCUUUUGAAAACAUUUCUAUGGACUCUGUGGACUUACCCAGUGAAAAAGGAAAUUUUUCCCCUAUAGAACUAGACAACUUGCUAUUAAAGAACACUGACUCGAUAGAACUGGCUUUGUCAUAUGCUAAAACAUGGUCAAAAUAUACCAAGAACAUAGUAUCAUGGGUUGAAAAAAAGCUCAGCUUGGAAUUGGAGUCCACAAGAAAUAUUGUUAAAUUGGCAGAGGCAACUAGAUCUAGCAUUGGAAUACAAGAGUUUAUGCCGCUGCAGUCCUUGUUUACCAAUGCUCUUCUCAGUGAUAUACACAGCAGCCACCUUUUACAGCAAACCAUUGCAGCUCUCCAAGCCAACAAAUUUGUGCAGCCUCUACUUGGGAGGAAGAAUGAAAUGGAGAAACAAAGGAAAGAAAUAAAAGAACUUUGGAAGCAGCAACAGAAUAAAGUGCUUGAAACAGAAACAGCUCUCAAAAAGGCAAAGUUGUUAUGUAUGCAACGGCAGGACGAAUACGAAAAGGCGAAGUCUUCCAUGUUCCGAGCAGAAGAGGAGCAGCUGAGCUCAAGUGCUGGGUUAGCAAAAAACCUCAACAAACAGCUAGAAAAAAAGCGGAGGUUGGAAGAAGAGGCUCUUCAAAAAGUAGAAGAAGCAAACGAGCACUACAAAGUCUGUGUAACAAAUGUUGAAGAAAGACGGAAUGAUCUAGAAAAUACCAAGAGGGAAAUUUUAACACAGCUCCGGACACUCGUUUUCCAGUGUGACCUGACACUUAAAGCUGUAACAGUUAACCUCUUUCAUAUGCAGCAGCUACAGGCUGCAUCCCUUGCCAACAGUUUACAGUCUCUCUGUGAUAGUGCCAAACUCUACGAUCCAGGUCAAGAGUACAGUGAAUUUGUGAAGGCUACACGCUCAAGUGAAUUAGAAGAAAAGGUGGAUGGGAAUGUAAAUAAGAAAAUAACAAAUAGUCCCCAGACCUCUGGAUAUGGACCUGCUGACUCUUUAGAGGAUGUUGCACGCCUUCCUGACAGUUGUAAUAAACUCGAAGAGGACAGGUGCUCCAACAGUGCAGACAUGACAGGUCCUUCUUUCAUACGAUCGUGGAAGUUCGGAAUGUUUAGUGACUCUGAGAGUACUGGAGGGAGCAGCGAGUCUAGGUCUCUGGAUUCGGAAUCUAUAAGUCCAGGAGACUUUCAUCGGAAACUUCCACGAACUCCGUCCAGUGGGACCAUGUCUUCUGCUGAUGAUCUCGAUGAAAGAGAACCGCCAUCACCAUCAGAAGCUGGACCCAACUCCCUUGGAGCGUUUAAGAAAACAUUGAUGUCGAAGGCAGCUCUCACGCACAAGUUUCGAAAGUUGAGAUCCCCCACAAAAUGUAGGGAUUGUGACGGCAUCGUAAUGUUCCCAGGCGUGGAAUGUGAAGAGUGUCUCCUUGUUUGUCAUCGAAAGUGUUUGGAGAACUUAGUCAUUAUUUGUGGUCAUCAAAAACUUCAGGGGAAAAUGCACAUAUUUGGUGCAGAAUUUAUACAAGUUGCAAAAAAGGAACCAGAUGGCAUCCCUUUUGUACUAAAAAUAUGUGCCUCAGAAAUUGAAAAUAGAGCCUUGUGUCUCCAGGGAAUUUAUCGUGUUUGUGGAAACAAAAUAAAAACUGAAAAACUGUGCCAGGCUCUGGAAAAUGGAAUGCACUUAGUAGAUAUUUCAGAAUUCAGCUCACAUGACAUCUGUGAUGUCUUGAAGUUAUACCUGCGCCAGCUCCCAGAACCAUUUGUUCUAUUCAAAUUAUACAAGGAAUUUAUAGACCUUGCAAAAGAGAUACAACAUGUAAAUGAAGAACAAGAAACAAAAAAGGAUAGCCCAGAAGACAAAAAGCAACCACAUGGGAACAUAGAAAUCAACCGAAUCCUUCUGAGGAGCAAGGACCUGCUGAGACAGCUGCCAGCGCCAAAUCUUCACAGUCUUCAUUACCUCAUGGUACAUCUGAAGCGGGUGGUAGAUCAUGCAGAAGAAAAUAAGAUGAAUUCUAAGAACUUGGGAGUGAUAUUUGGACCAACUCUCAUCAGGCCAAGGCCCACGACUGCUCCCGUCACCAUCUCUUCCCUUGCUGAAUAUUCUAACCAGGCCCGAUUAGUGGAGUUCCUCAUUACUUACUCACAGAAGAUAUUCGACGGGUCCCUGCAGUCUCAAGAUGUUGCCGUGCCUCCUACAGGUGCUGUUGCACCUCAGGGUGAUCAGGGGUGUCUCCCCAAGCCUCUGUUAUCACCAGAUGAAAGAGACACAGACCAUUCUAUGAAACCACUAUUUUUUUCUUCAAAGGAAGAUGUCCGUACUGCAGAUUGUGAGAGCAGAACUUACGAAUUAGCUACAUCGUUUGAAGAAUCAGAACGCAAACAAAAUGCAUUGAGAAAAUGUGACGCUUCGGUCGUUGACAACAAAAUACAUUUGCUUUUUGACCAAGAGCUUGAGUCAGCAGCACCCCAAAAGAUGGAAGGUGUUUGUAAAAGCCCCAAGCUCUUUCUUCUGAAGUCUGACAGGACAACAAGCGGUGUGCAGAGACACACUCCAAGGACCAAGAUGAGACCUGUAAGUUUGCCUGUAGAUCGGCUGCUGCUUCUUGCCAGUUCUCCUACCGAGAGAGGUAGCAGGAAUAUAGGAAAUGUAGACCUGGACAAGCUUGGCAAGAACCCUGCCUUUGAAGGACUUCAUAGGAAAGAAAACCCAAAUAGUCCUUGUUCCAAAGAGAAUGGCUUUGACCAGCAAAAUGUGCAGAAAUCCUGGAACAGACAAUAUGAACGGAACAGCUUUACUGCCAAGACUACGGUGAUUGUGCCCAGUGUGUACUCUGAAAAGGGAUUGACAGCCAACCCUGGGAACAGUGGGGACCAUUCCAGUAGUGCCGCCCAGCCCAGUAAGCCAUACGCAGAGCCAGCCACGACAGAGCGGAGAUCCUCUGAUUCCUGUCCUGUCGCUGCUGUCAGAGCUCCCAGAACGCUGCAGCCCCAGCACUGGACAACAUUUUACAAACCACCUAAUCCCACCUUGAAUGUCAAGGGGACUGAGGGGAAAAGAGCAUUGCCCUCCGCGCCUGUGCCUCCUGUCCCGACACAAGGUCCAACAGCAUUGCCCUCCGCGCCUGUGCCUCCUGUCCUGGCACACGGUCCCCACAUUCAUGUGGCAAAAUCGGACCUAGACUUGGGAGUCACGUCAGCACAACCAGUGCAGCCAAGUGGUCAACCCAAAGAGAGCUCUGAGGUGCCUGGCCUGCCUGAGGGGACUCCCACCUGCCAGAGACCGCGACUGAAGCGAAUGCAGCAGUUUGAAGACCUUGAAGAUGAAAUCCCCCAGUUUGUGUAGGAUUGUCAAAAUCGAGUUCUUUGUUUAGUGGUGUCAUUUUGUGAGAGGGACGUUUGGACAGGGCCCUUUUGUAUAGAAUUGCCAAAGCUGUUUGUCACUGUGGUGUUUGUUGAUCAUGUGGGAAAAGAGAGUGUUCUGACAAGGCUGCAUUUAUGCCUCGCUGGAAUGAUUUUUGGAGUUGUAAAAAAAAAAAAAAAUGAACGGGUGGAUUCAUGUUUUUUAGAGUUGAUUUUCCCCAUAAAAUGAUCCAUUUAAAUGCAUCCCUAAUAUAUGAUGGUUUUUAGCAGUAGGAGCAAUUGGGGAAACCCAGCUUUAUUGUGCAGAGUGAGACCAAGUACAUAUUUAUAAAGUAUUUCCGACACAGGUGCCUGGAAGAUGUUCGUGUGCUGUGAUUUCCCCACACGGCCGCAUAGGGCAUCUUUGACCAUUUGUGUUUCUGUAGUUGUGUGUAAGCUUUUAUUUUUCAAUUGAAAAUUCACCUUUUAAUAUUUACAUAAUGGCCAAAGGGUUUGCCAGUCUGUAUUUAAUUAUACUUAAUUGCCAGUUUUUACAUGUGGCAGUUAAGUUGUACCCCAAAAAAUGCACUUAAAUAUGAACUGUGUAGUUCCAUUGCCUCUUAUUUGGCAUUACAUGGUUUUAAUACAUCUGGUAGGGUUGGGAGUUUUGUUUUAUCUCUUAGUCUUGUCUGUAUAAACUUUGUUUCCGACUGUUCUGAACAUGUUUUAUACAGUGGUCCAGGAAAGAUGCUAUUUUCAGAGGUUUUUAAAUUUCAGUACAUUUCUUGUUUUUACUGCCUGGCUUUGUUUAAACUCUUCCUUUUAUAAGAAAUGUUUUGACUUACGCAUCAUUUUAUAUACUUUUUCUACCUGACUUUCAACCAUUGAAAAUGUAUAGUUCAUUCAGAUGGAGUGAAGAUUUAUUUAAGUUGAUCACAAGGGUACACUUCAGUAAGCCUCGUGUUUAGAAAUUUGGAAGAAGGUAUAGAUGACCAGAUCUGUUUCUUAAAAAAAAAAAAAAGAAAGAAAGAAAGAAAGAAAGAAAACAACAACCUGGUUUUCAGAACUUGUGCGUUCCUGUUACUUUCUUGCAUUGCUGUUUGUCUAAACUAGGAUGUAAAAGGGACACAAAUACAGUAGCCUUUUGUAUGUGUGAAUUGUAUUAUGCUUUUGUAUGGCCUUGUUAUAUUUGAUAAAUAUAUGUACAUACUCACUUGCUAAAUUAUCUCAGGUUUGUGGCUUGUCGGACAAUAUCUUCAGUUGUAGUCUUCAGUGGAAUUAACCAUCGACCUAGGCGUCAGCUCCA